UGGAUUUGACUUCCGUUUUGGACCAUGAAUUAAUAAGAAGAAUGCCACAGUCCAGUAUGAUGGAGAUGACAGAGGAUGAGUGUUGUUCACACUCAGAUAAAUGUGAAACACACUGUGUGGAUCUCUCAGCAAGAGACAUGACAUUGUUUCCUGCGGAAGGGGUCAAUUUCUCACAAAUCACAAAACUAUUUCUAGAUCAUAAUGAUAUUGAAAGUAUCCCUGAUUCCAUUGAAAGUUUUCAAGCUCUGCAGGUAUUAUCUAUGACAGGUAAUCGUCUGAUUGGACUGCCAGAUUGUAUUGGUUGUCUCACAUGUCUGGAAGAAUUGCUUUUAAAUGAAAAUGAACUUUGCAGUUUACCUGAUAGUAUUUCAGAGUUAUCACAAUUACAAAUUUUAAACCUGACGGGGAACUGUUUGAAAGAGUUACCAGAGAGUUUUGGUGAUCUGAUAAAAUUAAAAACCUUGCAUAUUGAGGAAAAUAAACUUGAGAUAUUGCCUUCCACGUUAGGACUGUUGGAGAACCUAGAGGUACUGGAACUGUGUGAUAAUACAAUAUCAAAUUUACCAGUGAGUAUUGGACGUCUGAAAUCAUUGAAGAUAUUCAACAUGUGCAAUAAUAAACUGGAUAUCAUACCGGAAACUGUUGGUGAUAUGCUUUCUUUAGAAACUAUUGAUUUAUCAGGCAAUAAUAUAGAACUGUUACCUAGUCACUUCUCCUCUACUGUUACCCUGAAAAGAUUAUUUUUGGAUAGGAACAGGAUUGUCCAAUUACCAGAUUGGAUAGCAGAACUUAGAUAUAUUGAGGAAUUUACUGCAAGUGAUAACAAGUUACAUGAACAAUCUCUAACAGAAAAGUUUGGGAUGACAUGUAGAUUGAUAAAACAUUUGGAUCUAGGUGGUAAUUUUAUGAGUCGACUGCCUGACUCCUUUGGGCAUUUAGAAAGUUUAGAAAAGUUACAUUUAGGAAGUGUUAUUGAUGAAUUAGAAAGACGUAAUUUUCAGAACGGUAAUUGGAUCGGUUAUUUACCAACAAAUUUUUGUCAAUUGAUAAAACUAACUGAGCUUCACUUUGAUGAAAAUCAGCUUCAUGAAUUACCCAAUGACUUUGGAAACUUAAUUAACCUGGAAUUUAUAGAUCUUGGUCAGAAUUUACUGUAUGAGCUACCUGAAUCUUUUGGGAAUUUAAAAUCACUCAGAAUUUGUCAACUAUCUAAAAAUAAUCUACAACUGUUGCCAUCUUCAUUUGGUAAUUUAUCCUCAUUAGAAGACCUUAGAAUGGAUAAUAAUUUGUUGGCAGAACUUCCAGAAUCUUUUUGUCAGCUAACAAACCUGAAGACAUUAGAUGUAUUUAACAACAGACUGACGGAGAUCCCAUCGGCUUUGAAGUAUUUAACUAAUCUAGUCAGGCUGGACUUAGUAGAUAAUCAGUUUAACAUACCAUGGGAUGAAGUUCCACAGAUUAUAACCAGUUCUAAAUAUCCUGAAAGAGAUCCAUCAUUGAAGAAUAACUGGAGAGGAAGACCUAGACAAGAUCUAUCCAUGAAUGAUGUUCCAAUAAUUAAGCUUGAAAUGCAGGAAGUAGAAGAAUUUGAAUUACCACCACCAUCUCUAAACUACAGUGAAGAUGUUUUAAAAGCUGCAGCUAUAAAUAACUUAUCUAUUUGGAGAAGUCAUAAUGGAAAUCAAAAGAGAGAAAAAUUUAUAAGGAAGUUUAAAACUAUGCCACUAUUUGGACAGUACAAUGGGAAAGAUAGUCAGACAGAAAGUGAGGAAGAUCAAGAUGAUAGUGAUUAUGAGGUGGAUGGAGAUGAAGAUGAAGAUUUUGAACCUCCAAUAUUUGUAUCAAAAAGUAGACAAGAGACAGAAGAUGCACCAGUAGAAACAGCGCCAUCUGGUGAGAACUGGGAUGAUGAGAUAGAAGAUAUUGAGAUACCAGUAGACAACCCAUACAAAUUCCAGGAUAUAUAUGUUCACCCUGCUCCGAAGACCUUAGCCGAGGCUGGUUACACUGUAGAUAAUCAUUUAUUUCUGCCUUAUGACAUGCACUCGCAGCCUUUUGUUAAACAGAAAUAUAUAUACCCCAUAGAGGAAGGACAGUUUGAUGAUAACAGUGAUGAAAACACAGAGGAGAUAUGAUUAUUCUAUUUUUGGAUGAAAAUACAGAGGAAAAAUGAUGAUGAUAUUGUUGACAGCCUUUUAUUAUCUUUAAACAAAACGAAAAGUAGCUGUCUAUUUAAAAGCUUCUUUUUUUGCACUGUUUUUAGAAACUAUUUUAUAUGGUAAGAUCAUUUGAAGACACAUGAAUUGGCAUCUGACCCUUAAGUGGUUUGGUUUUUCUUCAAUUUAAUAGAGAAGACAUAUCUCUUAUUGUAUAAGUUUGGUUUAAGUAUUUAGUUGCUGUAAUUCAAUGA
Messenger RNA from Mytilus californianus (California mussel), 2410 nucleotides. Its product is annotated as leucine-rich repeat protein SHOC-2-like. The coding region runs from base 42 to 2135 and encodes 697 amino acids. The transcript is spliced from 8 exons. Gene Ontology annotation, molecular function: protein binding. Lineage: Eukaryota; Metazoa; Mollusca; Bivalvia; Mytilida; Mytilidae. The record is from RefSeq and is a predicted model, not a curated record.